Lactuca sativa (garden lettuce) is the source of this 1483-nucleotide messenger RNA. RefSeq lists its product as uncharacterized. Gene Ontology annotation, biological process: positive regulation of DNA-templated transcription. Gene Ontology annotation, cellular component: nucleus. The record is from RefSeq and is a predicted model, not a curated record. Gene Ontology annotation, molecular function: sequence-specific DNA binding; DNA-binding transcription factor activity, RNA polymerase II-specific. Lineage: Eukaryota; Viridiplantae; Streptophyta; Magnoliopsida; Asterales; Asteraceae.
CUUAUCAUCAUAUCUCGAUUUUAAUACACAUCAGAUACAACAACAAUUACUAUACUCAAUACUCCCUCUUUCUCUCUCUCACCAUAUCUGAUCUCUUUUUUUUGUCUAGUUUCUUCUUUUUCUCUUCGUCUUUUUGAUCGGAUUUGACACUCCGACAACUUCUGUUAUGAUGGGUGUGACAAACAGGUGUUCACAUACUUCCCAUAUCACCGAGAUCAUCAUCACCAGCUUCUUCCGCCAUAAGUUUUAAACAAACCCAUCUUCCAAAUAAUAAUUCGGAUUGAAAAAUCUAACCUUUUAUCGAUCUAAAUCCAAGAAAUCAGUAUCUUGUUAUAUGUAAUUCACAAAAGUAUUUAUGGCUGGUUGACUAUAAUACCCGACUUCUGGUGGGUACUAUUUUAGUGGUGCCAUGGCAGCUCGAAGCUUUCUCUACGGCGGCGAUUCCGGUGGUGGUGGUGGCUCAGGUUUCAAUUCUGUUCUGGUUACAAACAAAAGGCCGCCUUUUUCUUCUUCUAUUCCUCUUGAUUCCCACUUCGUAUCUGGAUCCACUCAUUCUUUUGCAGGUGCUAGAUCAAUGGUUAGCUUUGAUCAGGAAGGAGGAAACGGAUCAGGAAGAAACUUUUUUCAAACAUUCGAUCAGGAAGACAAUGGUGAUGAUGAAUACGACGAUUACUUUCAGCACCCAGAAAAGAAAAGACGUCUGAAAGCUGAUCAAGUUCAGUUCUUGGAGAAAAGUUUCGAGACAGAAAACAAACUCGAACCCGAUAGAAAGAUUCAGCUAGCGAAAGAGCUCGGUUUGCAACCUCGGCAGAUCGCAAUCUGGUUCCAGAACCGCCGUGCACGGUGGAAGACCAAACGGCUUGAGAAAGACUACGACGUUCUUCAAGAAAGCUACAACGAACUCAAAGCAAACUACGAAAAUCUCCUUCAAGAAAAAGAAAAACUAAAAUCCGAGGUUCACGAUCUAAAUGACAAGUUACUUUUGCAAGAAAUGGAGAAGGGAACUUCCGAUUCAUCAAGCACCAAAAGCCCAUGUGAGCCACUGCAACAAGAACAGGCUGCGGAUUGUUUGAACGAUGAAGAUGUUGGUGUAAGAAGCGAUGCGACUGAGUCGAGCAGUCUACAAUAUGUUGAUCUAUUAGAGAGGGGUGACUCGUCGUAUUUGUUUGAACAAGAUCAGAGUGAUGAAUCUUUAGAUGAAGAAGAUAAGUUGGAGAAGAUGUUUGUAACUACAGUUAGUGGUUACAUGUUACCGAAGAUCGAAAAUGGUGAUUACCCAGAACUAGAUGUUGUCAAUUCUUCAUAUCUUGAGUUCCCUAGUCAUGGUGAGGAUGAAGAUGAAGACCAACCCUUUGGUUUUUGGUCUUACUGAGUAACUCAGUACUUUAUGCUAAGUUUUUUUUUGUUUUUAUUAUUGUUAUAUAUGUACUUCAAGAAAUUUCUCAAGAAUGAUGUAGAAAGGAAUAAGAUUCAAAUUGUCACA